AUGACCCACUUAUACGAUCGCCAAUCCCCUCGAGACCUUACCAUACCUGAAUUAUGGGCAAGUUGGGAUAUCAUGAUUGAUCAACCUUCUCAAGAAGCCAAAAUGGUCCAAGGUACUCUUGGAAGAGACACUUUACCUUCUUUCGCUCUCAACGACGAGAAUAUCCCUUCAAGAACCCUCAAAGAACUUUGGGAGUUGUUCCAUGAGACCGAUCGAGAGAAAAGGGAGUUCCCCAAGAAGCUUGCUUGUGUUAAGGCGGUAAAGGACCACGCCAACGAACUUUACAAACAAGACGAUUGGCUGGAAGCUCUUGCUCAUUAUAAGAAUGCUUGGUGUACUCUUCUUCCUUAUCACUUGGACGCUUUCCCUGCUGGGCAUCCCGCCAAAUCACUCAUUGCUAAAAUGGAAUGUAAAAUCUUCAGUAACAUCAUGGCCACUGUCCUCAAGAUGGUCAAAGCCAACGAUCAUAAGUACUCGAAACAACGGAAAUCCAAAUUGCUCGAUAUCGGAUAUCGAUCUGGGAUGGCCAUUUUGGGUAUUUGCUUUGCUAUGGACGUCGAUUCCCUACAGACAACCCUAAAAAUUGAUGUUCUCGAUACCUACAAGACCUGUCAAGCUCCCAGAAAAGAGUUCCGAAAACUCCAUGAUGGCCUUAUUAAAUACUGCAAAGAUCGAGAUCCUGACGAACAGCUCUUCCAUUUCGACUACAAGGCACCGCCUACCAAGAGUGACUUCAAAACGAUAAUGACGAUGGCUAUGAUGAAAUUCAUGGAUAUGUAG
Messenger RNA from Kwoniella botswanensis, 780 nucleotides. RefSeq lists its product as uncharacterized. Gene Ontology annotation, molecular function: protein binding. The transcript has 6 exons. Bases 1 to 780 code for a protein of 259 amino acids. Lineage: Eukaryota; Fungi; Basidiomycota; Tremellomycetes; Tremellales; Cryptococcaceae. The record is from RefSeq and is a predicted model, not a curated record.